AUUUUCGUGUGGUCGAUGGAUCCCGUCUCCCUCAGCCGGCCCCUAGGCCCAUCCCUGGCAUUUAUUAAUGGCCCCGCGUGGGAGAGCAGCGGGCUGGCCCCGCCCCCUGCCGCUGAAGCCACGCCUCCUCCGCACGCCCGUGCUCCUCGGGUGCGGUCUGCCCCCGCCCCCUCGGUGACGCCAUCAUCGCGCGCCGGGGCGCCCUGGCGGCGGCGGGCGGCUAUGGCGGCGGGGUCGGUGUGGAAGGGGCUGGUGGGGCUCGGCCUGUUCGCCCUGGCACACGCGGCCUUCUCGGCGGCGCAGCAUCGUUCUUACAUGAGGUUGACGGAAAAGGAAGAUGAAACAUUGCCCAUAGAUAUAGUGCUGCAGACUCUGCUGGCCUUCGCAGUCACCUGCUAUGGGAUAGCACAUAUUGCAGGGGAGUUCAAAGACAUGGAUGCCACUUCAGAACUCAAAAAUAAGACAUUUGACACAUUAAGGAACCAUCCAUCUUUUUAUGUAUUUAAUCAUCGUGGUAGAGUGUUGUUCCAGUCCCCAGACACAGUGAAUUCUUCUUCAAACCAAGAUGCUUUGUCAUCCAGCUCGGCACUGAAAUUUCGAAAACUUGAACCUCUGCGCCGCUAAGACUUUUACAGAUGAUACCAAUAACCCAGGACACUGAGAUGUAAUAUUCAAGCCGGGGAUGUAAACACUUUUUUUAAUUUCUGGAGCAGUAUUUAUAUUGAUCUUCCAGACUUUAUAAAAUAUAUAUAUAUAAAUAUAUAUAUAUAUAUAUAAACUAAUGACCUUCUUUGUACACUGUUAAUGAGAAUGACUGAAUUGUGGAUUGGCAAUGCAGUGUAAAUUCUACAGUUAUGCUGUGAAACACAUCUUCAAAGUUUCAGAUAUUAAAACAAGUUGCAGCUAACUUAACUUCAGUUAAAACAAAAAGCAAGCUAGUUUUUCCUGCAAUUAAUGUUCUUUGACAGGAGGGAAUGUUUGAGUGUAUUUAUUUUCUCAGUUUGCUUGCACUACAGUCUGUGGAUCCCCUCUGAAAUGCUGUGUGCACUGCAUCACUGAACAGCAGGAAAAGGAGCAGCACCCGAUCCUAGAAUGCCUGUGGGACACCAGCAUGGUGUGGCAGGGGAACUCAAAGAGAUUGCUUUCAUUUUUAUUUUUUUUACAAUGCUGAAAAACAGUUGUGUGAAGGGUUACUCUUUUUUUCCUGAUUUUUCACUACCACGUUAUUUCCUCGUUGCCCUCUCGUCUGCCACACUCCACGUUCUCCAGCUGUGAACUGGGGAAUGCUGAACGUUGUGUGCGUGCUGAACAUGGCAUUGGAGCCAGGUACAACCUCCAAGUCAUCUUUAUAUUUAAGUAUCAGUAAGAACUGUCCCUUUUGUGAGUGAUCCAGGGGUAGGGUCCAGCAGCUUGCUCUGUUUGCUGGCACUAAUCCAGGACAGCCACCCCUUUUCUGCCAACAGAGCCUUCCACCUUGAUUUUUCUAGUGAGCCCCUCGUUGAUUUAAUAUUACUGUCCUGAUUUCAUGUAUUAGAACUGAUCAUACUGUCUGUAACUCUUACUUAUGUCUAAAUUCUUAUCCCCCCUCAGGGUCUGAAUCAAUGCUAAAAUCUCUCCAUGCUAAAAUCUCUCUUGGUCUGGCUUUUCACCUCCCUGAUGCAGCAGAGGGAGGGUAGGUUGAGAUACUGGUGGGGCCAGCAAGAAUUUGGCCUGGUUGGAGGAUGUUUCACUGACACGGUGCAAACUCAGCCUUUUGUCCCGGCAUCUGUUGAGUUGUGUUUAGUAUUUUUUUUAAACUGUUAAGAACUGUCAAAGGCAAAAAGCUUGGCAAAAAUACUGUGUAAACCGAAGUCUCUUUUUCUAGCUCUGCCCGUCCUAUGGAGUGGGUGCCCCAGUGCUCGAGCAAUAUCCGUGGCUGCUGCUCUACAAUCACUCUUAAGCAUCUGGGUUUGAUUAGAAAGGGUUACUCUGCCAGCUGAAAGCAUCUGAGCUGCAGGAUUAGUUCCUAAAGUGUCCUGGUUCCCCUCUUGCUGGUGUCACAAAUCAGCUCCUGCCAGCACCGAAGGCCUCAGAAGUAGUAUUGGGUCAUCCCUCCACUGUGGACAGAGCUGUUCCCUUGGGGAGCAGGGCUGGCACAGAGGGGAGGCUGAACAUGGGCCUGGUGACCUUGUGGGGCAGAGGAGAGGCAGAAUUAGCAGAGGGAGGGAGAAGCACAGCAGGAGCUCAGGAACUGCUGUCAUAGACAGGUUCUGCAGCCAUGUUGCAUUGAGCCCUUUGCAGAGGGCCUUAGAGCAGAGCUGCUCACACAAAACAUCUGAGAAGCCCCAUUUGUGCUGCUGGAAGGCUGCAGGACCUGCCCGAGGUGUGAGGUGCUGCUGGGACAGGGAGGUGGAGAACAUCACCUGCUGCUCAGAGCAGGUCCUGCUGGGAGCACCCUGGGGCUGCCUCAGGGCCCUUCUGUGAGGAGUAGCCUCACUCUGCAGCAGCAGCGGUUCUAUCACAAAGCUGUACAAAUUAUUUUUUCUUAUUGAUCUCACAAUGUCAAAUAAAAAUUGAUAUCCUUAAA
This is a messenger RNA of Haemorhous mexicanus (house finch), 2566 nucleotides long. RefSeq names its product membrane magnesium transporter 1 (gene MMGT1). NCBI's taxonomy places the organism in Eukaryota, Metazoa, Chordata, Aves, Passeriformes, Fringillidae. Bases 16 to 624 code for a protein of 202 amino acids. The transcript has 4 exons. The record is from RefSeq and is a predicted model, not a curated record. Gene Ontology annotation, cellular component: early endosome; plasma membrane; Golgi apparatus.